CAUAUACUCUCCAAUUAUUCCAUAGUGUAAAUAAGAAUAUCCAUUGCCGAGUCCCUUCCAUGGCUCCUCAAUUUCUCUCUAUAUUCCAAACUCCACACUUCUCUGCUCUCUGAGCUAAUCAAAUUAUCCAAAUAACUCACUAUGGCUGCCUCUUCUUUGUUUAUAAAUCCUGUUAUCUCUUCUUCUUCUUCUUCUUUUGUUUCAGUACCUACAAGUUUUCAUGAAUUUUCGUACUUUUCUACUUCAAGAACAAACCCCAUUAGCUUAAUUUGCACAAAAGUUAAUUUUUUGCAGUGUGAAAGGAGAUUUAGGGAAAGACCCUUCAAGAAAAGACCCUUAAUUGCAGCUAGCAACAUGAAAGUUAAAGAGUAUAGGGAAGAAGAGGAAGAGGGUCCUCCUCCUUCGAUUGAAUCUGAAAUGAGUUCCAAGCCUAGACGUAUUGCUAUCUUUGUUGAGCCUUCUCCUUUUUCGUAUGUAUCUGGCUAUAAGAACCGGUUCCAGAAUUUUAUAAGAUAUCUCCGUGAAAUGGGGGAUGAGGUUAUGGUUGUGACAACACAUGAAGGGGUACCUCAAGAGUUUUAUGGAGCAAAGCUGAUUGGAUCAAGAAGUUUCCCUUGCCCCUUGUACCAGAAGGUUCCCCUGUCACUAGCUCUCAGCCCAAGAAUAAUUUCAGAAGUAGCACGAUUCAAGCCCGACAUCAUACAUGCAUCAUCUCCUGGUAUAAUGGUAUUUGGUGCUCUUAUCAUUGCAAAACUGUUAUGUGUGCCGAUAGUGAUGUCUUAUCACACGCAUGUGCCUGUAUACAUACCUAGAUAUACCUUUAGUUGGUUGGUGCAACCUAUGUGGAUGAUUAUAAAGUUUCUACAUAGAGCUGCUGAUCUUACAUUGGUGCCAUCUGCUGCUAUUGCGAAGGAUCUGAAAGCUUAUAGGGUGACAGCAGCUAACAAAAUACGUCUGUGGAAUAAGGGUGUUGAUUCUGAGAGCUUCCACCCCCGGUAUCGGUCUCAUGAAAUGCGGCUAAGACUGAGUGAUGGGGAACCUGAUAAACCAUUGAUAGUCCAUGUUGGACGACUUGGAGUCGAGAAGAAUUUGGAUUUUCUCAAAAGGUUAAUGGAUAGACUUCCCGAAGCUCGCAUAGCAUUUAUUGGAGAUGGGCCAUAUAGGGAGGAAUUGGAGAAAAUGUUCUCUGGCAUGCCUGUAGUGUUCACAGGUAUGUUACUAGGAGAGGAACUUUCUCAGGCAUAUGCCAGUGGAGAUAUAUUCGUUAUGCCUUCAGAGUCAGAGACACUUGGAUUCGUUGUUUUGGAGGCCAUGUCAUCAGGACUUCCUGUUUUGGCUGCCCGUGCUGGAGGAAUUCCAGAUAUCAUUCCUGAUGAUCAGCAGGGAAAAACUGGAUAUUUGUAUAAUCCUGGGGAUAUCGACGACUGCUUGAGCAAACUGGAGCCACUUCUGUACAAUGCUGAAUUGAGAGAAACUAUUGGUCGGGCUGCACGUACAGAAAUGGAGAAGUUUGAUUGGAGGGCUGCCACAAGAAAAAUUCGUAAUGAGCAGUACAACGCAGCCAUUUGGUUCUGGAGGAAGAAGAGAGCACAGUUGUCGAGACCAUUUCAAUGGCUGUUCAAGCGUAGGCUCCAGGCACCCAAAGUCCUUUAGGUGAUACAUUUCUCAGAUUUAUUGUAAAAACAUAGUUUUUGUGCUUAGGAAGGUACUUAAUCUCUUAUUGCUUACAUCUAGAUGAAGAUUGUAAAAUAUUAGCCAGCAAAUAUAGUCUGCUGCUGGAGUUAUAGUAGAUUUGCAAUAUUGACCAAAAAUACCUAGCCUAUUGUGCUGUUUAAGUAUUCAAUUCAAUCAAUGUACAUGUGAUUAAUUCCACAAGUAUGGGAAUUUGUUGAUUUAUAUACUAAUGGAAGUUCAAUUGCACCAGUUUCAUACAAAA
Molecule: messenger RNA, 1936 nt
Organism: Solanum tuberosum (potato)
Lineage: Eukaryota; Viridiplantae; Streptophyta; Magnoliopsida; Solanales; Solanaceae
Product: sulfoquinovosyl transferase SQD2-like
Exons: 11
Coding region: 142-1653 (503 amino acids)
Biological process (GO): glycolipid biosynthetic process; sulfolipid biosynthetic process
Cellular component (GO): chloroplast envelope
Molecular function (GO): UDP-sulfoquinovose:DAG sulfoquinovosyltransferase activity
Source: RefSeq, a predicted model, not a curated record